Molecule: messenger RNA, 3461 nt
Organism: Dryobates pubescens (Downy woodpecker)
Lineage: Eukaryota; Metazoa; Chordata; Aves; Piciformes; Picidae
Product: spindlin-Z
Exons: 6
Coding region: 197-985 (262 amino acids)
Biological process (GO): gamete generation
Source: RefSeq, a predicted model, not a curated record
UACACGUGGCGGGAUUUCAAGGAUUGGUAUAGUUGAAAGUGCUUCUCGUAUAUUUGAGGAAGAACAGAUUGGUGAUUCAGUGGUGGAUCAAUAAGUAGCUAUUGUAUUAAGACAGUAAGAAGAUAUUUUGGGAUUGGGAAAGAAGUGGAUUUUCACCCUAGUCUAGCAGCUUUGCUGCUCACUUAAACACAGAUGAAUGAAGACCCCAUUUGGAAAAUCACCAGGUCAACGGUCCAGAGCUGAUGCAGGUCAUGCAGGAGUCUCUGCAAGCAUGAUGAAGAAAAGAACUUCCCACAAAAAACAUAGAAACAAUGUUGGACCAAGCAAACCUAUUUCUCAGCCACGAAGAAACAUUGUAGGCUGCAGAAUACAACAUGGCUGGAAAGAAGGGAGUGGACCUGUAACACAAUGGAAGGGCACAGUUCUUGAUCAAGUUCCUGUAAAUCCCUCUCUCUAUCUUAUAAAGUAUGAUGGAUUUGAUUGUGUGUAUGGACUAGAACUGCACAAAGAUGAAAGAGUUUCAGCACUUGAAGUCCUUCCAGACAGAGUUGCUUCAUCUCGAAUUAGUGAUGCCCACCUGGCAGACACAAUGAUUGGCAAAGCUGUGGAACAUAUGUUUGAAACUGAGGAUGGUUCGAAAGAUGAAUGGAGGGGGAUGGUCUUGGCUCGAGCUCCUAUUAUGAACACAUGGUUUUAUAUUACCUACGAAAAAGAUCCUGUCUUGUACAUGUACCAACUCUUAGAUGACUAUAAAGAAGGUGAUCUUCGCAUUAUGCCUGAUUCCAAUGAUUCACCUCCUGCAGAACGGGAACCAGGUGAAGUUGUGGACAGCCUGGUAGGCAAACAAGUGGAAUAUGCCAAAGAAGAUGGCUCAAAACGGACUGGCAUGGUCAUUCAUCAAGUUGAAGCCAAACCAUCUGUCUAUUUCAUCAAAUUUGAUGAUGAUUUCCAUAUUUAUGUCUACGAUUUGGUGAAGACAUCCUAGACGACUUCAUGAACUUUUGCCAAAUUUGUAGAACUAUUAAAUGUAAAAUUUGUAGACACAAAGACUUGACUGUUUUUCAGUUAAAUGAAAGCUUAAAUGUCCCUGCAAACUGACAGUCUCUGCCAGUGAAACUGUUUUGUUCCGAAUAAUAUAAAUUUCUGUGAACGUGACACAUUUUACAUUAGAGAACUCCUUUUCUUGAACGAAGUUGAUAUAUUUGGAUAGGAGGGGAUUAAAAGCAAAGAAUAGCUGCAAAUUGAAACUGUGUGAAGUCAAUCUAGUAUUGUAACCUAGAUAAUUGCUUCUCAUAAAUUUUAACUUUUUCUUCAACUUUGCACUCGCCUGUUCAACUGCCAAAUGCAAGUGUAGUUGGUUAUUUUCAAUAUGCCUUCUUUUGUAAUAUUAAAUUUAAUUUCUUGGCUACUGGCAGUCCUUGUUUUCUGGGUUGGGGCAGAGGCAACUCUUCUGAAGUGUUUAAACAGUUUAUGCAGGAGUAAGGAGUGCCUAACAAGUAACAUCAAUCUACUGCUUUUCUACACUUAGUUUCAAAUUAUACUUCUUAAGAACUUGCAGUACAUGGAAAUAUUUGUGCAUUUUUUACUAGUCACAGAGCAGUAGGAUAUCAGGUGUUUGACUUCUGCACCUUUCAGUGAAAAGGCUUUUAAUCUACAAAAAUAUAUUUAAUCUGUAUAACCUGUUAAUUGGAAAUUGGAAUUGGCUAAGGGCCUAAGUUCACUAAGUUUACUGGUUCCUAAGUUGUAGGAACCAGUAAAAUACACACAACAAAGCUGCUUUUAAUCCUAAAAGUUGUACUCUGUUUUGUUAUAUGCAUUUCUUAGCAGAACCCAAGUGAUUGGUGCCACAAGUUUAACACUAUAUAUGUGCUACUGGAGAAGACUUUAGACUACCCAUUGGCAACCAGUAGUCUUUUCUUUAAUAUCAGAACCUAGAAACCUAGAUGUUUGUGUGUGAACUUAGAAACCUAUUAGUAGUUAAUCUUUUACAAGGUAAAUACAAUCUUAUGUGAGUGGGGGUCCUUUUAUACUGAAGACCUCCUUUAGUGAAGGAGAAGCAUUUGUUGCCUUCUACUCAGUCUGCUGUAUUCCUUUGCUUUGUUUUGGGUUUUACUAUUGUUUUUAACCAUUUUGGUUCAGUAAGGCAUCUUCUCAAUGUAUUCUUUUUCUGGCUUUUCCACAUAAGGAGUGUCCAGACAAAUCUACAACCUGUUGUUACCUUUUGUGGUGUAUGCUGUAUGAUUUGAGGUAUGCUGUUAACAUGAAUUUCAUUCUAAGAACACUAGAGUUCUGCAUGCCAGUGGUGUACUAUCUAAUGGGAGCUAUAGACAGUCUCAGUGGUUCAGUCAUCUGCAUUAGAUUGUGGAUGUAAAUAGCAGUCCACAACAGCAGAAUCUUUUCGCAGUUUUAAUCUUGUAAGAUAGUUGUAAAUCAAGGUUAGGGUAUUUGCUGUUUUUUAAGCUUAGCGAGUUUUUUAAUAGCAUCAGAACUAUAACAAGGAUCAGUACAGCAACAAAAUUGUCAUGGUAAAUCAGAACUCUACAAGCUUCAAACCACUGCUUCACAGAAAUACUGUGUGAAGAAUGUGAAUACAGUAAACACUAUUGAUAGAAAGAAGGAAUACAUAGAUAAUCAACCUUAUGCUGUUACUGGAGGGAUGCAGGAGAGAGACUGUUAAUCAGAGAUCUGUCCUCUGUUGUGGGUAUUCUUCAUAUGAAAGAUUCAGUGGUUUAAGUCCCUUUCUAUCCAUUAUUUUUGGCCUGAUUUUCAUAUUUUAGCCUUAAGGCUUGUGCCUCAUUAUGCUGUAAUGGUAAUAUGGUAAUACUAUAUAAUAUAUAUGGUAAUACUAUAUAAACAUGGUAUCUUCAUUCUUUGUCCCUUGCAUUAUGUCCAGUAUUUCAUUAUGGGCAACCAAAGGCCGGCUAUUGUCUUUCAGUUCACAGCUUCUCAAUCCAGUCUUUAAGCACUGAGUCAUUUUCAUUGUGUUUUGGACAAAGUGAGCAGAUUUGCAACACAGUGCUUUCAUCCUGCAGAUCUGUUAUAUGCUUUCUAUUGACUCUUAAGAGUCCUGCAUGUAAAUCUCAAAGCUGAGCCUGGCUCCAUGAGCCCAAGUUGAUAUAUGUGGCACAAGAACGAGUGUAUUGAUUGCACACAAAACACAGUAAUAACUUAGUAAAAUGAAUUUUGGGCUUUACAUCUAAGGAAUACAAGGUUUGUUUUGAAAUAUUUGAAGUUUAGAUCUACAGGAACAUUUUUUAGCAUUUGACUUGCAUUUGUGGAUUUUAUGCUAGCCACUCUAAUAUACCACAUAUUUUGUUAAUUAGAAUAUAAUCUAUACACUGUCAAAUAUUAUGGUUGUUUUUAGAUGUCCCUGUUGUCUGUUGCAUGGGGGGUUUCUUUUAAAUUUUUUUCUUAAGGUAUGGUGGGGGGGUGGUUUUGGGUUUGGAUUUUUUUUUUUUUUU